Messenger RNA from Momordica charantia (bitter melon), 2447 nucleotides. It is a transcript of the gene NP2, whose product is annotated as NPK1-related protein kinase 2. Gene Ontology annotation, biological process: protein phosphorylation; MAPK cascade. Gene Ontology annotation, molecular function: ATP binding; MAP kinase kinase kinase activity. The record is from RefSeq and is a predicted model, not a curated record. Lineage: Eukaryota; Viridiplantae; Streptophyta; Magnoliopsida; Cucurbitales; Cucurbitaceae. Gene Ontology annotation, cellular component: cytoplasm.
UUUCUUUUCCCUCCUCUCUCUCUCUCUCUAGAUUCUGAUUUUGUUGCCGACCGCCAUUAAUCGAACUCUCCUUUUUCUCUCUCCAUCAGUUACAAAUUCACUCUCUUCUUCGCACAGCCAUUGCCUCAGUCUCCGCCAAUCCCCAAAUGCAAGAUAUCUUCGCUUCAGUUCGCCGAUCAUUGGUUUUCCGCGCUCCUCUCGACAAUGAGGAUUCGCAUACUCCUCCAGUUGGAGUUGGCGUGGGAGCCCUAGUUGACAAGAUCAACUCCGGCAUUCGAAAAUCCAGAGUCUUCUCCAGGCACUCCCCUUCCUCUGCUCUGCCUCCGAUCCCCAAGGAGAACGAGCCGCCGAUUCGAUGGCGCAAGGGCGAGUUGAUUGGCUGCGGCGCCUUUGGCCGUGUGUAUAUGGGCAUGAAUCUUGAUUCUGGAGAGCUUCUCGCUGUCAAACAGGUUUUGAUAGCUGCGAAUGGCGCUUCGAAGGAGAAAGCGCAGGCUCACAUUAAGGAACUUGAGGAAGAAGUGAAGUUACUCAAGGAUCUUUCUCAUCCAAACAUUGUUAGAUAUUUGGGCACAGUUAGGGAGGAUGAUUCUUUAAAUAUAUUAUUGGAAUUUGUCCCUGGUGGAUCGAUAUCAUCACUUUUGGGGAAAUUUGAAGCCUUCCCUGAAGCAGUUAUAAGAACAUAUACAAAACAGUUAUUAUUGGGACUGGAAUAUUUGCACAAGAACGGUAUCAUGCACAGGGACAUUAAGGGGGCAAAUAUUCUUGUAGAUAACAAGGGAUGCAUUAAGCUUGCAGAUUUUGGUGCAUCAAAACAGGUUGCCGAGCUGGCUACAGUUUCUGGUGCGAAGUCCAUGAAGGGUACUCCAUAUUGGAUGGCUCCUGAAGUCAUUCUGCAGACUGGGCAUAGUUUCUCUGCUGAUAUAUGGAGUGUUGGAUGCACUGUUAUUGAGAUGGCUACAGGAAAGCCUCCUUGGAGCGAUCAGUAUCCAGAGGUUGCUGCUCUUUUUCAUAUAGGUACAACAAAGUCUCAUCCUCCAAUCCCUGAGCAACUUUCUAUUGAAGCUCAAGAUUUUCUGUUGAAAUGUUUGCAGAAGGAACCAAACUUAAGACCAGUUGCAUCUGAACUGCUGAAGCAUCCUUUUGUUACUGGGGAGGAAGCAAAAUCUCAACUUGCAUCGAAUAAUGCAUGCAUGGAGCCUUUGGAAAUCCAUUCACCUCUAUAUACUGCAAACCUUGAGAUGAGUAAAACUUCAACUCAUCUUGGAUCAAGUGAUAUUUGUAACUUGGAUAGUCUGAGCUGCUCAAAAGUAUACACUGGUAACGAACAAGAAAAUGAUAUUUGGGGAACAAACAACAGUGAUGAUGAAAUGUGUCAGAUUGAUGACAAGGACGAUUUUAUGUUAGAUGAAGUAAAACUCAGGUCUUCUAUUAUACCCGAAAAUUUGAAGAGUUAUAACCCAAUUUGUGAGCCCUCCGAUGAUGAGGAUUGCAAAUUUGAUAAAGGUCCAGUAGUAGACCAAGGAAGCAAUUUAGAUGAGAAAGCUCUUGCGCCUGGAAGCUGUUCUGGAGUUUUUGAUGAGGACCAAAACUUCUCCUUUCCUUGUGGGCGAUCACUUUCUGAAGAUGAGGAUGAGGUUACUGAAUCAAAAAUUAAAGCUUUCUUGGAUGAAAAGGCUUUUGAAUUGAAGAAAAUGCAGACACCCUUAUAUGAAGAGUUCUACAAUAGUUUGAAUACAUCCUGCUCUCCCGUUUUUAUUGAGAGUAAACCAGAUGAAAGUACUCCUAAAUACUUGAAAUUACCCCCAAAAAGCCGGUCUCCAAGUCGAAGUCCAGGUAACCAAUCGACAGUAAUGGAUGCUUUUGGUACUGGGAGCCCAGGGAGCGGUAGCAGGAGUAAUGGAAAUGAUCAGAGAUCACAACUCAAUGAUUGGAAAGGACUUCUAGCUGAUGGUCAGUCAGAAGCUGGUAGCCCAAGGAAGCAUUAUUCUGAAAUACAGAGGAAGUGGAAAGAAGAGCUUGAUCAAGAGCUUGAGAGAAAACGAGAGAUGAUGCGUCAAGCUGGUGGGGGAAGUAAAACUUCAUCUCCAAAGGAUAAAGCCAUUGGUAGGCAGAGAGAGCGGACAAGAUUUGCAUCUCCAUUACGGGAUGAUGCGUCGGGCACUGGGAAGGAGAACAGGGAAAACAUCAUCUCCUAAUCAAGUGAUGAAAGUUCAGCAUCUCCAAACUUCAGCCGAGUUUAUCUUGCUCGUUUGUCCUCCCCUCUCCAGUUCUUUUGGAGUGUGUAUCUGAAGAACAAAGAGGACACAUGGAGGGAGGAACUAUUAUAAUAUGCUAAUUUUUUUCGUUCUUUUUUCUCUCUUUCAAGGAUACAUAUUUUUCAAUUUUGUAUCCCAGGUGAAUAGAAAAUGUAUCUUUAGUGUACAAUAUUAUUUUGGUUUGAUGAUAUA